This is a messenger RNA of Musca vetustissima, 1689 nucleotides long. RefSeq names its product LIM homeobox transcription factor 1-beta (gene Lmx1a). Gene Ontology annotation, molecular function: RNA polymerase II transcription regulatory region sequence-specific DNA binding; DNA-binding transcription factor activity, RNA polymerase II-specific. The transcript is spliced from 4 exons. Gene Ontology annotation, cellular component: nucleus. Gene Ontology annotation, biological process: neuron differentiation; regulation of transcription by RNA polymerase II. The record is from RefSeq and is a predicted model, not a curated record. NCBI's taxonomy places the organism in Eukaryota, Metazoa, Arthropoda, Insecta, Diptera, Muscidae. Bases 1 to 1689 code for a protein of 562 amino acids.
AUGUUAGAAUUUUAUCCAAUGCCUACAAAUCUAAAUCAUGGUGCCUCCUUGUAUCCCCAUCAUCAUCAUGGUCAGAAUCAUGGUGGUGCCAGAUUUUUGGAUAAUCCAAAUGCCAUGACGGCCCCGAACAUGAACAACAAUAACAUAAAUCAGCAACAACAACAGCAGCAGCAAUCACACCAAAUGCUUGUCUCACCCAGUCUGGCCGCUUGCCCGCCAACACACAAUAAUCAUAACAGUAAUUCCUUAAACACCUGCUCGUCGACAGCUUCAUUAACAGCUCAAACAUCAGCUGCCUGUUUGCCGGCCUCGAGUUCAGAAACUUCACAGGCCACAGCAAUUAGCAGCAACAACAACAACAGCAGCAGCAGUUGUAACAACCUUAAAGCAAAUUUAAACUCUCUGAAUACGGUAGCAUCAUCAAAUUCCUGCUCCACCACCUCCUCAACAUCAUCAUCCUCCACCUCUUCGUCGUCCUGUUUAACAACAACAUUGGCUACAUCGUCUUCGAACUUGACGGCGGCAAAUACCAGCAGCAGCAUUAGUUCCUCCUCGACCUGUACAAAAUUAUCUACGGAUUGUAAUGGACGCACAGAAGUCGAUCAAAUCAAAUGUGAAAAGAAUUUCGAAGUCUGUGAAGGAUGUGGCCUAAAGAUACACGAUCGUUAUCUGAUGAAUGUGGGCGAUACAAAUUGGCACGAGAACUGUCUGUCCUGCUGCUAUUGUGGCCUACAGUUGCAUCAGACCUGUUAUGUGCGGAAUGGAAAAAUGUACUGUAAAAUGGAUUAUGAUAGAUUAUUUGCCUUCAAAUGUGCUGCAUGCUGUCAUCCAAUUUUACCCCAAGAUAUGGUUAUGAGACCCCUGCCAAAUUUAAUAUUUCAUUUGUCGUGUUUUGUGUGUUACGCCUGUCGCAUCCCCCUGCAAAAAGGUGAACAAUUUAUGCUGCGAGAUGGUCAGAUUUUAUGUUUUCGCCACGAUUUGGAAAAGGAAAUGUUUUUAGCAGCUGCUGCUCAACAUUGUGGCUAUUUGGGUUUGGAUGAUGAUGAUUUAAUGCGUCCACGUGAUGGACGGCGGGGACCUAAACGACCACGCACCAUAUUAACAUCGGCGCAGCGUAAGCAAUUCAAGGCCUCCUUUGAACAAUCACCCAAACCCUGCCGUAAGGUACGUGAAGCUUUGGCCAAAGAUACGGGACUGUCGGUACGAGUUGUCCAAGUGUGGUUUCAAAAUCAGCGAGCCAAAAUGAAGAAAAUCCAAAGGAAGGCGAAGAAUAAUAACAACCGCCAAGGGGAUGGUGACAAGGAUAAGGAUGGUAAAGACAAGGAUGGUAUUAAACAAGAAAUGGGCUCCGGUUCGGGUAGUGAAAACGGUUAUCUGGGUAUGGACAAUUCAUAUGCCACACAGCCGUUAAAUCCAAACCUACCCUUCUCACCAGAUGACUAUCCCGCCAAUUCAAAUGAUAGCUUUUGCAGUUCUGAUCUCUCUUUGGAUGGCAGUAAUUUCGAUCACUUGGAUGAUGAUGCCGACUCGUUGUCGCUUAACAAUUUGGAACUGCAAUCGACCAGUUCAUCGGGCCACCAUCACAAUUCCAAUCCUCAAGAUAUUCUAGCCAAUUUGAAUAAUAACCUCAUAAAUCCAAUUGAUAAAUUAUAUUUAAUGCAGAAUUCAUAUUUUCAAGGAGAUUCUUAA